Molecule: messenger RNA, 2112 nt
Organism: Daldinia vernicosa
Lineage: Eukaryota; Fungi; Ascomycota; Sordariomycetes; Xylariales; Hypoxylaceae
Exons: 5
Coding region: 1-2112 (703 amino acids)
Cellular component (GO): nucleus
Source: RefSeq, a predicted model, not a curated record
AUGUCACGGCCGCCGAGACGUGGUGAUUCGCCUUGCAGACGGCAAAUGAUAUCGUCCGCAGGGGUCGAUGAUGAGAGCCGCGUCGCAACGAGUGUACGGUCCUUCGCGGCGUUUAAAAAUUGCGAAGAUGAAGGCGUAGAUGAAUGUAGCCCUCUAGAUAUCCUCGAGAAACGAUCACGCUUAGGAGCUGCUCUCCUUGAUGCUGUUUCGUCACCAACGACGUUCAGAAGAAUAUGGGAAGAAACAGAAGCCAUUUUCCGAGACCGCCAACCCAGUCGUAUGAGACGUCCGGAUAGUGUCCAGAGUAACCCUGAACGUGGCCGAACGGGGCUCAUUUCCUCCACCUCCCCUAGAGAAUCACCUUCCACCGAGACUCGCUCGGCCUCGAGUCCUGACAGGAGCCUGUUGUCUCGGUCUACAAAGUCGAAGGAAAACUCAUCAUCUACAUCCCCCUCCCCUGGAGAUGCCAUAGCUCUUCCCGGUCUCCAGAGCAAGGGACCGAGGGAGCAUGACGAACUUAUACCUUUGGGUGGAGAUGAAAUCGACCAAACGUCGUUCGAUCUUGUAUAUCCAUGCAACGAUGCACCUCCUCAAUAUUCUCUGGAAGUAAUAUCGGAAGCUCUCUUUUCGGCAGAGCAUCUAGAGGCUAUCAUCAACGAUCAGCUCCUACUGGAAAGGUUUGCAUCCUUCCUUUGCGUCUUCAAGCCAAAAUCUGUCCCUCUUCUAGUAUAUUAUUUGGAUGCUCUAAAAGCACUGAAGGCCAUAGGAUAUUCAAACUCCAUUAUUCGAUCCUUGGUCUCUGUUAAGGGAGUAGGCCUUAAUGAAGAGGCGGUGAUCUCAAAUACCAUCAACGAAUCCCUAUUGGCGAGACUUAGCGAGGCACUUCAAACUCUGGCUGGAGAGGACCUACCUGCCUACAUCACUCAUACUUGGAUGCAGACGGUGGCCGUCACUAUCAAGCAGCGGAUUACAAAUACGUUGCCUAACCACCUCCAAGAUCUCUCUGAAGGAUUGGCUGAUGUUUUCUGCUUGAUAGAUCCAUCAAGACAUGACAGCCCAAUUGUAUUUGCUAGCAAAGAGUUCCAUCAAAUGACCCAGUAUGGAGCUGGCUAUGUCCUAGGCCGAAAUUGUCGUUUCCUUCAAGGGCCUGGCACAAGCCAAUCGAGCGCGAGAAGAAUAAAAGAGCAUUUGGACGCCGGAAAGGAGCACUGCGAGGUUCUACUAAACUACCGCCGAGACGGCUCUCCAUUCAUGAACCUCGUCAUGGCCGCACCUCUUCUAGACAACCGUGGAAUCAUCCGGUAUCACAUCAGCGCCCAAGUAGAUGUCUCGGGUCUGGCGAAGGAAUAUGUAGGCUUCGAGUCUCUUAGGCGCAUUGUUGACCGGAGGCAGCACAGCGAGGACGCCAGUGCUCAUACGAGCGCCAAAGAUGAAUUCCGCGAGCUCGCAGAAAUGUUUACUUCCUCGGAGAUGAAAAUCGUUCAAGAGGUAGGCGGUAGUACGCACCGUCGCCGCCGGGAAGACGCGACAGGCUCCGAGACAGGUUUGAGACACCACGGUCCGACACGCGUAGACUCCGACCCCUUGCCUCGAAUAUCGACCGCGUCGGCUAGUCGCGUUACCAGCCUCUUCGAACACUACCUCCUAGUCCGCCCACACCCUCACCUACGGGUCCUCUUUGCCUCCCCGUCCCUCCGGUUCCCCGGCAUGCUGCAAAGCAGCUUCAUGUCCCGGAUCGGGGGCCCGCCCGCUGUCCGAGAAGCAGUCGCCCAAGCAUUCGCCUCCGGCCGCGGAAUCACCACCAAGGUCCGUUGGGUGACCCGGAUGGACAGUCGCGGGAAGAGCAGAUGGAUACACUGCACGCCGCUGCUGGGGUCGAACGGGGCUGUUGGCGUGUGGAUGGUGGUGCUUGUCGAUGACGAUGCGGAGGCCGAUUUACGACGUCCUCGGGACGCGCCGCGCGUAGACGUGAAAAUCGACGGGCAGAGGCCCUUCGAUGGGUGUUGUCCAUCGUCUGCUUUGGCAAGUCCUUCAGGAGACGUGGAGAUCGAAGCAUGCACAUCAGGAUCUAGUAGCCCAGCACACAAGAAAGCAGGAUCUACUACGAUAUGA